This is a messenger RNA of Hypomesus transpacificus, 1741 nucleotides long. RefSeq names its product tyrosyl-DNA phosphodiesterase 2b (gene tdp2b). NCBI's taxonomy places the organism in Eukaryota, Metazoa, Chordata, Actinopteri, Osmeriformes, Osmeridae. The coding region runs from base 161 to 1294 and encodes 377 amino acids. Gene Ontology annotation, biological process: double-strand break repair. The transcript is spliced from 7 exons. Gene Ontology annotation, molecular function: protein binding; 5'-tyrosyl-DNA phosphodiesterase activity; single-stranded DNA binding. Gene Ontology annotation, cellular component: PML body; cytoplasm. The record is from RefSeq and is a predicted model, not a curated record.
AGUAAAUUAUAAUGUAAAUAAAUGUUUUUAAUAGUCUUCCAACCUUGGUUCCAUCUGUUGUUUUAAUCGGACUGCUUUGGCAGGUACACUUCAAGCGAAAACCAUUAUUUACCAAUGAUACUUUGCUGUGUCUAUGUGAACUUCCAAUUUAGAGAUAAAGAUGAGCGCUGUCACCGAGUCAGUCAAACCGUCGGUGGAAACUUCGGUGGAAGAAACAAGAACAGGUCUAUGUGAGGAGUUUGCUUCAAUCACAGGCUCAGAUAGCGCCGUGGCUCAGUGUUAUCUUGCUGAAAAUGAAUGGGAAAUGGAGAGAGCGUUGAACUCGUUUUUUGAGGCUGACAUGGAGGCUGUUUUUGAAGUGGCGGAUUCCCCAGAAUGGGACAGCAGCCCCAAAGUGAAGAGACAGAAGGUUGACAACACCAAAGCAGACUGCAUUGACUUGACUGAAGAGGAACCUGCCUCCUCCAGUAGUAAGUCAACAGCAGCUAAAGUCGAACCCAAAUCACCCAGGGACCCGGGACUGGACGGCAAACUGUCCCUGAUCACCUGGAACGUAGAUGGACUCGACACGGAUAACUUGGGCGAUCGAGCCAGAGGCUUGUGCUCAUACCUGGCCCUAUAUACACCUGACGUGGUGUUACUACAGGAGCUUAUUCCACAAUAUGUUCAGUACUUGAAGAAACGCGCUGUCAGCUACACAAUAAUUGAAGGAGGUGAAGAAGGCUACUUCACUGGUCUGAUGCUAAAGAAGUCAACAGUCAAGCUCCUGAACAGUGAGAUUGUCGGUUACCCAAGCAGCCAGAUGAUGAGAAAUCUCCUUAUCGCUCAGGUUCGGUUUAUGGGUCAGGAGCUUUGCUUGAUGACGUCACACUUUGAGAGCUGUAAAGGCCAAUCAGAGGAGCGUAUGAAACAGCUGAAGGUGGUGCUGAAGAGGAUGAAAGAAGCCCCUGGUCACGUCACCGCCCUGUUCGGAGGGGACACUAACCUAAGAGACACGGAGGUGGCUAAAGUGGGCGGCCUGCCCGCAGGCGUGAGUGACGUGUGGGAGCGCCUGGGCAAGCAGGAGCACUGCCGCUACACCUGGGACACACGGGCCAACAGCAACAAGAGCGUGCCCUACGUCAGCCGCUGUCGCUUCGACCGCGUCUACCUGCGUCCGGCCAUGGAGGGCUCCCGCACCCCGCUGCUGGCCCCGGACCACAUGGACCUUCUGGGCCAGGAGAAGCUGGACUGCGGCCGCUACACCAGUGACCACUGGGGCAUCUACUGUAGUUUCACUGUCGGCCAGUCCUGAAAACCAGGGUUCCCCCUCCCCUCCCCCUGUGUUGUGACAGGGUUUGAAGACUAGAGCUUUGUUUUAAUAUCCAAAGGCAUGUGCCUUCCAAGGUGGUGUUUGGGAUAUCCUGUGGCACGGUACUUUCGUUCCGUUAUUUCCCAUGAAAGUGCCUUUUAGAAGUAACCUUCAGGCAGACCCAGGAGGUAGUUGUAAAGUAUAAUGACAUCCAUUUAAGACAAUUGCUGACUUGAUCCCUCAUUUAAGACUAAACAUUUCAUAAACUGGCAAAAGGUUUAAGUGUAAGUAUGCGCUCUGCAGUGGACUGAUUGGGUAACCUUUAAAUAUUUGGUAUAUCACCUGUAAAGAUCCUGGCAUAGGUAAUGUCAAUAUGUUUAAUGAAUGACUGCAGCAUCGAAUGGGAAGCUUUUACAUUGAGUGAAUUUCAAUAAAUAUGAAUCGAACCUA